Messenger RNA from Syngnathus acus (greater pipefish), 4461 nucleotides. It is a transcript of the gene sema3d, whose product is annotated as sema domain, immunoglobulin domain (Ig), short basic domain, secreted, (semaphorin) 3D. Bases 299 to 2674 code for a protein of 791 amino acids. The transcript is spliced from 18 exons. Gene Ontology annotation, biological process: positive regulation of cell migration; axon guidance; semaphorin-plexin signaling pathway. The record is from RefSeq and is a predicted model, not a curated record. Gene Ontology annotation, molecular function: semaphorin receptor binding; chemorepellent activity. Lineage: Eukaryota; Metazoa; Chordata; Actinopteri; Syngnathiformes; Syngnathidae.
AUCCGAGUGCAAUAGGAGUUCAAGAGCGCUGGAUUCAAGGGGAGUGGACACAUUUUGUGCUCAACGUGUCAGAAAGGAAUCACUUGUGUGUUUUGAGUCGGAAGGAAGGAGAGUCAACUGUCGCUGCUGCUGUUUCUCUCUUUUUUUUUUCAAUUUUGACUUUUGAGCUUGUGCACGAGGGGAGCAAGCAUAGUGGCGGUGUGUUUAGGUGCAGCACAGACGGGCAUGUGUCGCGUGUGAGAGAGGCAAAGUUGAGCGCAGGGCAGCACAGAGGGGGAAUCAGACCCAUCCACGCGCCAUGAAGAAAGGAGGCUCUCGCGAUCCAAAUCCAAAUGAAGAUGGGGCUCAGCGCUGCAUGUCUGGCAGCAAUUAUGGCACCAAAAACAGCAGGAUUAGGGUGCUAUCCCAUCCAGGAGUCCCAUUAGUGGGAUUGAUGUUCUUGGCCAUCCUCCCGCUUGGAGUGAGCAUCAAACAAAGUGUCCCUCGAGUCAAACUGAGCCAGAGAGAGCUGCUGCAAGCAAACAGUGUUUCACUGUUUUUGGGACCCUCCGAUGGCCUCCUGUCACACUCCCUGCUGUUGGAUGAGGAGAGGGGUCGUCUUCUGCUGGGAGCCAGGGAUCACAUCUACCUGCUUGACCCUGACAACCUAGCCAAAGGUCCCAGAAAGAUUCACUGGCCUGCACCUCGCGAUCGAGUUGAAGUAUGCAAACUGGCAGGCAAAAAUUUGAAUGAGUGCGCCAACUUUGUGAGGGUGCUCCACAACUACAACCUGACACAUGUCUACGCCUGUGGGACAGGAGCCUUCAAUCCCAUCUGUGCUUUCAUUGAAAUCGCCGGCUCAAGACAGGAUGGAGUGUUCCGUCUACUGCCUGCUACAGUGGAGUCUGGCAGAUUGAAAUGUCCUUUUGAUCCAAUGCAAACUUUCACCUCAGUCCUCACAGACCAGUAUCUGUACGCGGGCACCGCCUCGGACUUUUUGGGCAAAGACACGACGUUCACACGCUCACUCGGCCCGCCACCUGACCAGCACUACAUCCGCACAGACAUCUCUGAGGACUACUGGAUCAAUGAGGCCAAGUUCAUAUCGGCACACCCCAUCGCGGACACCUACAAUCCGGACGAUGACAAAAUCUACUUUUUCUUCCGGGAGAUGUCGUGGGAAGGCAACGACAAGAGCGUCCUGUCCCGUGUGGCUCGCAUUUGCAAGAAUGACGUGGGUGGCCUAAGGAGUCUGACCAACAAAUGGACCACCUUCCUCAAGGCCAGACUUGUGUGCUCCAUACCUGGACCCGAUGGGGUGGACACGCACUUUGAUGAGCUACAGGACAUUUUUAUGCUUCCUACGAGGGAUCCAAAGAACCCAACUGUGUAUGGGGUCUUCACCACCUCCAGCUCCAUCUUUCGGGGCUCGGCCGUGUGCGUGUACAGCAUGGCGGGCAUAAGGGCUGCGUUCAACGGGCCCUACGCUCACAAGGAGGGACCAGACCACCGCUGGGUUGAGUACGAGGGAAGGAUACCGUAUCCACGUCCUGGAACGUGUCCCAGUAAAACAUAUGACCCUCGGAUCAAGACCACCAAAGAUUUCCCUGAUGAUGUGCUCAGCUUCAUCCGUUACCACCCGCUCAUGUUCCGUUCCGUCUACCCACUGAGCGGCCGGCCCGUGUUCACGCGCGUCCGAGUGGACUACAGCCUCACCCAGAUUGUGGUGGACAGAGUUUUAGCCGAGGACGGCCCAUAUGAGGUUCUCUUCUUGGGGACAGAUGUUGGCACAGUUUUGAAGGUGGUGAGCAUCACCAGAGACAAGUGGUCCACAGAGGAAGUGGUGCUUGAAGAGCUUCAAGUUUUCCAGGUUCCCACUCCAAUUCUCAGUCUGGAGAUUUCUUCAAAGCAGCAACAGCUGUACGUUGGCUCCAGCGAGGGUCUGGCCCAACUGUCGCUAAGCAGAUGUCCCCUCUACGGCCAAGCCUGCGCCGAGUGCUGCCUGGCCCGAGACCCCCAUUGUGCCUGGGAUGGGCACACCUGCUCCAGAUAUGUCCCAGCAGCCAAGAGGAGAGCCAGAAGACAAGACAUCAAACAUGGAGACCCCGCCAGUCAGUGUUGGGAUACAGAGGACAGUUUUGGCGUGGGACGUGUGGAGGAGCGAGUUCUCUUUGGUGUGCAGAGCAACUCGACGUUCCUCGAGUGCAUCCCCAAAUCUCAACAGGCCCAGAUCGGCUGGUUCGUUCGCAGGGCUGGAUCGGAACACAGGGAGCAGGUCAGGCCUGAUGAUCGCAUCAUACAAACAGAGCGAGGCCUCCUGAUUCGCUCUUUGCACGUAUCAGACAUCGGCGUGUACGAAUGUGAAGCUCAAGAGCACACUCACUUUGCUCACACGCUCCACCGGAUCACCCUUAAGCUGGUCCCACACGGACAACUGGAACGAAAGCCUAAGGCCGCCGAGGACACGAUGAUGGAGCUACAGCAUGGCCACCGUUACAAAGACUACCUGAGGCUCUUGGGCUCCCCCGUGGGCUCCCUAGAGGAGUACUGCGACUCCCUUUGGCUCGAGAAGAGGCCGGCGAAGACCCGCGUCCGAGCUUUGGGAGUCGGCAAGUGGAAACACAUGCAAGAAAUGAAGAAGAGUAGGAACAGAAGGCAUCACAGAGAAAAGGAAAGAGGGACUGACAAACUGUAGUGAACAGUAGACGAUGGAGAGGGCUGUAAAAUAUGGCGGGACGAAUCAAUCGUCAAGCAAAAAAAGUUCACAGACUUAAUUUAGUGGGCAGUUUUUCGUACUUUUUUUGGAAAAGGUCUGAUGUAAAAUGUUUCAAAAUGCAGACCAACCGAUUAAUCGACGAAAUGUAAUUUAUACAAACCUCCCCGAAUUGGUACGCGAGUUUGAACAGUUAUUCUUUUAGUCGGAAGGCAAUCUUGGAACAAAACAAAACAUCUUUAUGGUUUGAAAUGUGUAGAAAAUAGCAUUAUUUGGUAGACAAACCUAAGACCCAGCAAAUGGAAGUCCUCGGUUUACGAAUGAAUUACAUUACGACGGUAGUGAGGCCACUUUGUAGAAAAUGGUGUGAAAUUUUAAUGCUUCCUUUGAAUGCGGUAAAAAAAAGUAGCGCAAUGUGUAGGACAAAUUAAAAAAACAAAUUCCAUUCCUCGAGUGGCAACACAACCUAAAUCCAUAUAUUAGUCCUCAUGUGUUGUAGUCUAUCACCAACUUUUGCUUACGCAGUCGUGAAAAUAGCUGUUCUUGUUUGAAAAAAAAUCCAGUGAAAAAAAGUAAGAAUGACCUUAAAUGUAAAUGACUUCCGCAAAAUGUCGUUUGUCGUUUCCUUUAGAAACCGAGGACCCCCUUAAUUAAAGUGUGUUCCCUACCUAUACGUUUAUAUUUUUAGCGAAUGUUUCACAAUCUAAUGACACAAUUCCACUUGCUGACAUCGGCUUGUUCUAAUUGAAACACCAAAAUUCUUCUGGUCUCAGGAGUAUAAUGCAAGUCAAUUUUGCCACAAAAUGAAUACCAAAACCAACGAGUUAUCCAUUGAUUGUUACGCCCCAUCCCUUCUUUGGCCACUGAGAGACUUUAAACGACUAUCAAAUUAGUGGAUCAUGAAAAGACGGUUUCCUCUUGGAGAUAACAAUGCAUUCAUGUUGAAUGACUGUAAAUAAUUGUAUAACUUAUACAGAAUAUAGAGGCGCAUCUCAAAACCUCCACUAGUCAGGAGUUAUUAAAAACACACACAAAAAGGUGUGGAAUGAUCAAAAGAUGCCACAAAAUGGUAAAGCAUUUUUUUCAGCCUGACAAAAUGAAGCUCCUCCCCUCAGGAAGUGCUUGAUAGCGAUAUUUUUUAUGAAAGACAUGGCUAAGGCCUAAGCACAAAAACGAUAAAUAGAUGAGUCAAUGAACAACAGCGGCUUGGUUUCCCCUAAAAUUUGGUAGGAGGUGAAUUUAUGAAUGGAGAACCGCAAAUAUGGGAGUUCACUGUAAAUUAGAAUAUUAUAAAAGUCAAUUUAUGUAAUUGAAAAAGUGAAAUAAAAUUCAUGCAGAUGCAUUAAAAAUACUUUUCAGAACUUAAAUUCCUUCCUAAUUUCCAUGUUUAAAAAUAACUCAUUUUUUGGGACAAUUAUUUGGGGUUUUUGUUGUUUAGUUGUAAGCUAUAAUCACAAAAGUGUAAAAAACAUUAAAUUACCAUCAUCAUGAAAUAAUGGUGUUGUUAAUUUACAUUAUGUAUGAUUUCCACGUUUUGAAUUGAACUGUUCAAUUUAUUAAGAACAAAUUAUGCUUAUACUUUAUUCUACUUCAUUGAGAUGCACCUAUGUCAAAUGUCCAUUGUAGUCUAACUAGUGCUUUUAUGAUAAACAUGUAGGCUGUGAUGUCAAGGACAGCCGAUAUUAUAUUUUUGUACUGUCAGAUCACUUUUUUUGAUGUUGUCGUUGAAAUUAUUUAAAUAAACAAGUCUCGCGUGCAUAAAACCUGAA